Molecule: messenger RNA, 267 nt
Organism: Stylonychia lemnae
Lineage: Eukaryota; Ciliophora; Spirotrichea; Sporadotrichida; Oxytrichidae
Source: the annotation of a GenBank genome assembly
AUGAGUGAUUAAAAGGAUUCAAAGAAAAAUCCAUAAGAUAAACUUGAUAAUACAGUUGAUGGUGAUGAAACAGGAGACGAAGGUGAUAUUAAAUAUGAUAUUAUAGAUCCUCCAAUAGUAUAGGAAAAUCUAAUAACAGGAGAAAAGAAAAAGAUAGGAGGCAUUAUUAGAAUACUUAGAUUUAAAGGCUAAAAUAAAAGAAUCAUCUAAGCUCAAUAUACUUUUUAUUAUGGAUAUCACUGGAUCAAUGGAAUCUUAUCUCCUUGA